GAAUCUCACACUGGGUCAAUGAUGGCACGGAGUCAAGAAACUGGCGCUUGAUCUCGGCUUGGCCGUGGACGCCUCCAAUGUCUGGCAGCCUCAGCUCCAGCGCUUUCAGCGCCUUCGCCUGGCUGUGGCAGCUCUUUGCCCGGCCUCAGGUUCAGGAGCGCUUGAAGGCUGACAAGGCUCUCGAGGAGAAUGCGCUGCUGGUGGCCGAGAACAGGCACCUGGAGCAGCGGUGCCGCGUGCUCGAGGAGAAUGCGCUGCUGGUGGCCCAGAACAGGCGCUUGGAGCAGCGAUGCCGCGAGCUCGAGGAGGACCUCCGGUUUUACUCUGAUUGGUGGCGGGCGAAGGCGAUCCGAAUAUCCUCGCCGUUGACCCGGUGUGAGGAGGUGAUUUGGGAGCCGGCCAGGGAAGGCUUCGCUUGGAAGUGGUACCCCACGUCAUGUCCGUGCUGCCGCCGGCCUUUGGAUGUCACGGUGACCACGCACGACGACGUGCACCCGUGGGACGACUGGGACACGAGGACCGGGCGCGGGCACGCCUAUGUGUGCGUGAUGUGGGGAACCCACGCCGGCUACGCCCUGGGUGCGGCAGUGCUUGGCGCCCGCUUGCAGGAGCUGCAAGCUGAGUCAGGCCACCGUGCUGACUUGGUGCUCAUGCAUACAGAUGAUGUGCCGCAGAACUACCUGGAUGAGCUCGGGAAGACGUGGUCGCUUCGGCGCGUGGACUACAUCGACGGCGUGCCUGGCCUGUACUCCUCCAAGGGUACUCGCUUCGACGGGGUCUUCACCAAGCUCUGCGCGUGGCAGCUGGUCGAGUACGACAAAGUUCUGCUGAUGGACAUCGACACCUUUCCCUUGCAGUCGCUGCACGAACUCUUCGACCUAGACCCGCCCGCCGCCUUUAUCCGCGGCAACUCGGACUUGGCGCAUGGCGAGGAGGUGGAUGGACGCUCCUUCUUCCUUGCCGAAUGGGACGAGAGAAGCUGGGGACAAGCCGGAGGCAUCAAUGCCGGAGUCAUCCUGUUGCGUCCCGAUGAGCUCGUCUACCAGCAGAUGCUGAGUGAGGUCACCUCCGAGGGCCAUCCUUCCCACAUUGCUGGCAACGGCCCGGAGCAAGACUACCUCACGCGGUUUUUCGCCGCAAACUUGAAGCACCCUUGGCGGCAUGUGGAUGUCUCCUACAAUUUCCAGCUGCACCAUGUGCCCUUUGCCAUGGAGAAGUUGCUGGCAUUCCGCUCUCGCUCCGGAGAAGAUGGCGUGAGUGACAGCUGGCUCCCGAGACGGCUUGCCAUCACCGCCGAGGACAUCAAGCUGGUGCAUUUCAGCGGCGAGCUGAAGUACUGGCACUUGCUGUUGAACGCCGACCUGGACACAGAGAACGCGAGUUUCGCGGAGAAGAUGAUGUCGGAGUUUGCAUCCUACGGCGUUUGGGUCAGCGGCACGGAGGAUGCAACACCCUUCGGCGUGGAGCGGUCCGAGGGCCGCCUGCGGCUGACGGCCACAAAGGCGGAUGUCACGGAUCUGGUUGAGCGAUCCUUCCAGCACGUGCGGCGCAUCGCGACCUCGUCCAUUACCGGGUGGCGGUGUUGUGCAGAGCGCCUGCUGACCAGGCAGCCAGGCCUGUUGCACGCGGUGAAGCACCCAACGGUGCCGGCUGGCUGCUUUGCCAUUGGCGCACCGGUGGCAGUGCAGUGGCCCUGGGAAGGUGGAAAUGAGCUGCAAGCACAGGUGGUGGGGGUGCACGAGGAUGGGAGUUACACAGUUCACUACCGCGAUUAUGACCGAGACUGGCUUUCUUGCACGGAGCGGCAAGUUCCGAAGGUUCGCGUGAGUGCCUAGGUGUUCUGUGCCCCUAAGGGGCCACUCAUGUCGAACUGGAAGAAUGCACGCGCGCUGCGGGCGCACCUUGAUCCGGGAGAGGCUGUGGGAGGCCGUGGGAGGCCGUAGCCUCUCCGUGAAUUGGCAGCCGGGCCAAAGACUGCCGCGGCGCCGCUCCUGCAUCUUUUUGGAGCGGCGUGGGGCUCGGGUGGAG
Molecule: messenger RNA, 2028 nt
Organism: Effrenium voratum
Lineage: Eukaryota; Dinophyceae; Suessiales; Symbiodiniaceae
Source: the annotation of a GenBank genome assembly